AUAAUAUUUAGUGCUAAAUUUAACAAGUCUGAAAUCGUUUACUGCCGAGGCUGUUGCCCUUACAAAGGCCAUCCGACAAAGCCACAUAUUAUCUGCGUGGGUAAAGGAAAAAAAAACGAAUUAAAAAUAAGUUGCAGUCUUAAACUCCCAGUGCCUACCAGAUGGGGAUCAUUAGUUCUUUGUCUACAAUCAUUGCUUGCUAACAAACAAAUAAUAAAAAGGAUGGCUAUCAAUGAAGAAGUUGAAAAGACAGUAAGCAAACACCCAUCUUUAAAAAAAAUGCUCUAAGCGAUAUAUUUUGGGACCGGGUACAAGGAUACAUUAUGCUUCUGGAACCAAUUGCUAACACAAUUACCUCUGUAGAAGGUGACACACCAACGAUUUCAAAAUGUCUGCAUUUAUUUAAAAAAAUGGUUAACACCUCAUUAGAAAAUGUCACUAAAAGUCCAUUGUUAUCCAAAGAGGAAGCAGAUACAAGGGCAAUUUUUGAAAAUCGGAAGAAGUUUGCUAUUUAUAGUGUUCAUUUUGUAGCUAACCUUUUGGAUCCAAAAUAUCGUGGCUGCGAACUUAGCUCAGAUGAGAUGACUGAUGCGACAGAAGUCAUAUACAAGGUAGCACAGAAGAUGCCAGAUGUCGAUGAAGCAGCCGUCUUAGCUGACGUUGUCAAUUUUAUUGCAAAAGAAGGACUAUUCAAAAAGGCUUUUCUAUGGAAUGAGGACACAAUUGCAGCUAUCCUAGCUUCACAGUCAAUCCUGCAUUAGAAUCUGAACCGGAACCAAUGAUAAUAUAUCCAAUUCAGAUCAGUCGGAGUCUGUCUUUGAAAGUGAUGAAGAGGAAGCUUCAGAGUCUGAAGAAAAUGCAGAUAGCGACGGGACGGAUCAGUGUUCAUUUAAGGGAUUCGGUUAAUUAAUUGAACCUUUUCAAUCAUUAAGACGUUGUUUUUUUUAUUUGAUAAAUUUUUAUUACUUAUUUUUGCUUUGAUUUUGCAAGUUAACGAAUAAACUCUUCUUAUUUUGUUUAUA
Molecule: messenger RNA, 1022 nt
Organism: Diabrotica virgifera virgifera (western corn rootworm)
Lineage: Eukaryota; Metazoa; Arthropoda; Insecta; Coleoptera; Chrysomelidae
Exons: 2
Coding region: 324-761 (145 amino acids)
Source: RefSeq, a predicted model, not a curated record